GUUGGGGAAUUUGUCAGUUUUCCUAAAGUGCAAAGAGUUAACGCCUGUUAGUUUUUGUUGGGUGUUUCUCUCGCCAUAUUACGCUUUUACAACGUUUUAUCGAACCCGUUUUCUAAUUAAACGAGAAUUUUUCAUCGCCGGAUAUGUAAAUAUAACCGAUUAUAUCAUCGUUUUGAUAACAAGAUGCCACUUCCAAAAAGGGUGGUAAUGCCCGUGCAUGUCGCGCGAGGCACCUUACCGGAAGAUUACCCACUACCUUCAGAACUUGAAGGAGUUACAAACGGUACUUUGGCCAACACCGUACGGCAAUUAUCGUCUUUAUCACGACACGCCGAAGAUUUAUUUGGAGAAUUAGCAAGGGAUGCUCAAGAAAUUUACGACCGAUCGAACUCCCUUCAAGCGAGAAUCGAUAGGUUGGCUAUUAAAGUGACUCAGUUGGAUAGUACGGGUGAGGAAGUCUCCUUGCAAGAUAUCCACAUGAGAAAGGCCUUUAAAAGUGCCGUUAUAUUCGAUCAACACAUUUUUUCAAGAUCAACCAUGCCAACGGCUCUUCUAGAGAUGUAUAAAACAUGCGAUAGACCACCACCUCUUGAUAAAUUAAAUUGUUACCGUGAAGAUGGUAAAGAUGGUUUAAAAUUUUAUACGGAUCCGAAUUAUUUCUUCGAGUUAUGGAGAGACGAAGUACUCAAAGACACCGAGAGGGUGAUGCACGAUCGGGGUAAAAAGCCGCAUCGACCUCGACCGGAAAGUGGUCAAGGUGGGGGAAGGCAUAAAAAGAGGGUGAGACAACCGGUUAACACGAAAGAGCGUCAACGUGAGAGGGCUAUCGGUCAUGGAGAGUAUAUUAUGCCUUCAACUGUUCCAUAUGGGCAAUUUCCUGUGCAAGAUUAUGGUAAUAAAGUGGAGCAAAACCAGCAAUGGGAGCAACAAAAGCCUUCAAGACCGAUUUCGAUUGAUGUUCAAAAGACUUAUCUUCAACCAGAGGUUCCAGAUGGUCCUGUUUAUCCCCCGCAAUAUGUGGAAACAACGAAUCCAUAUCAAGCUGGGUUAUAUAACUCUGGUCCUCCAGAUAGUCCAGGUCCUAUGGGGACUCCAACAAAAGUUAAUAAGAUCAGACCGAGUCAACCACCUCCUGCUCCACCAAGCAACCCACAAACACCAUCCGCAAAUACUCCAACAAGAAGUCGGAGUAUGUCAAGUAAAGAUUUACCACCACCCCCACCGCCUCCCGAAGCAACGAUUUCUCCACCAAACGGUUUACCCCCUCACAUUGCUCGCCAAUCGAGUCAAUCACGAUCGAAUAGUCCUCAUUCCCACCAAGGAACCCCUGAGCCUGAUUUACCACCUCCACCUCCCGUACCUAAACAAGCAUCUCCUCCAAAACAAGCGACUCCAGUUGUACAAGCACCUCCGCCGCCUCCACCGCCCCCAAUGCCGUUAUUAAACGGACCCGGUACAAUGAGUCCCCCCACACAAUUUAGUAACGGAGAUAUAGUUCAAAUGAUUACUUCAACUCCAAAAUUAACUCCAGUUAAAGAUAGGCAAAUUUCGAAGCAAGGUCCUCCCGUGGUUGAUACGCGAAAUGAUUUGUUGAAGGCGAUUAGGCAAGGAAUACAAUUGAGGAAGGUUGAAAAAACGGAACAGAAAGAGGUUGAGCAUAAAAAUGGGUUGCAUGAUGUUGCUAGUAUUUUAGCGAGGAGGGUUGCGGUUGAGUUGAGUCCUUCUGAGUCGGAUUCUGACUCAGAUAUUGAUAGUGAUGGGUGGGAUGAGAAUGAAACGUCUGCGUGACACCGUAGAAAGGCUAGCACUGCUAGCCAAGUUUAUUGAUGAUGAUGAUGAUAAAACGCACAACGAAAUAAUUUAAAUUAAUGCGAUGUUGGUAAAGAAAAAAUAUUAAUGUUUAUUAAAGAAGCUGAUUGGAUUUUUUUUUCUUUUUGGGGGGGAGUGAACGAUGUUAAUGUAUUUAGUCAAUUUAUUUAAACUCAGAAAUAAAAUCAGUCAGUGUUAAGUAUCAAAAUUUAAGCUUCCAAAUAUAUUAAACACGGAAUUGAAAAUAAUAAACAAAACAUUUUAAGAAUAAAUAAUGAUAGCUUUGUAUGUUUAAUUCUUUUUGCAAUAACAAUUUAUUUCCGUUAUGAAUCAUGUAUUGGAUUUAAAAGAGAUAAGGUGCUUAAUUUUAAGCCAUUUCCAUUUUAAUACUAAUUAUAAUGAAAGAAAAAAUACUAUAAUCGAAACUGCAGUAUUAUGAGAUGAAUAUAUUACGAAAUAUAAUAAAUUUAUAAGUACUAUAGAAAAAUAAAGCCGUAAAAUACUCCCUAUUUUUAUUAAGAAAUAUUACCAGACAGUUUCUUUUUGAUGUAUGUAUAUUUUAUGUGUAUGUAUGUAAAUAAUUGUGAAAUUUGUUCUAUGUGCGCUUUUACUGUUAAUUUAAAAGAAAAAAAUCUGAAAAGAUUGUUUAUAAAUGAACAUAUUAGUAUAAUUAUAAAUAUAUAUCAAUAUUUUUUAUUGUAACCUGCCUAAACAUGAUUACAAGUUAUAUGUACUCUACAAAAUGAAUAAAAAGUAGUUAAAAAAA
Messenger RNA from Onthophagus taurus, 2575 nucleotides. RefSeq names its product wiskott-Aldrich syndrome protein family member 3 SCAR (gene SCAR). NCBI's taxonomy places the organism in Eukaryota, Metazoa, Arthropoda, Insecta, Coleoptera, Scarabaeidae. The record is from RefSeq and is a predicted model, not a curated record. Gene Ontology annotation, biological process: positive regulation of Arp2/3 complex-mediated actin nucleation; actin cytoskeleton organization. Gene Ontology annotation, molecular function: protein kinase A regulatory subunit binding; Arp2/3 complex binding; actin binding. Gene Ontology annotation, cellular component: cytoskeleton; SCAR complex.